This is a messenger RNA of Belonocnema kinseyi, 1058 nucleotides long. RefSeq lists its product as uncharacterized. The coding region runs from base 74 to 1045 and encodes 323 amino acids. Gene Ontology annotation, biological process: lipid transport. The record is from RefSeq and is a predicted model, not a curated record. The transcript is spliced from 3 exons. Gene Ontology annotation, molecular function: lipid carrier activity. Lineage: Eukaryota; Metazoa; Arthropoda; Insecta; Hymenoptera; Cynipidae.
ACGUUCGUACGUGUUAUAAAAGGACGAUUUUGUGCGAAACGGACAGUUCGCUCGUUGAAAGAUUGACAUCGAGAUGAAUUUUGUGCUGUUACCAUUUGUGCUUGCGACAUGGAUUCCAACAAACGAGGAGAUUUGGAAAAAUGGGCCAGAGUAUACAUUUGGAAUGGAGAUCAACAUGAUUGCAGCCAUGCACAUUGACAAUGGAUCAUUUAUAGGAACCAGAAUGGCCGGCAAAUUAAAAUGUCGUCCAAAAGAACCUCAUAACCUAAUUUGUAAAAUCGAAGAUACAAAAAUUAUUCGAGUUCAUCCUAAAGGUUUCAACACCUCAGGAAUGGAGAUUUACCAAAAUGAAUCCUAUUCCCCUUAUGGAGUAGGACGUGAUAAUUUUCUGGUCAAGUUCAACAAGGAAGGUAUCGAGAAUUACAUUUUGGAAAAAACUGAUCGUCCUGCAGAAGUUUGGAUCAUUGAUAUGAUCAGGCUCAUAACGAAUCAACUCAGCAUUGGUGCUGAUCUCGAAAAUCGACGAAAUGAUGAACAGUUUAAAAAGUUAGAAAACUUUACUGUUGGUGAAUGUGAGACUGAAUUCAAGAUCAGCCGAAAACGAAUCGUCAUUAAGUUAAGUCAAAAGGAAUUAAAAUACAAAAUUAUUUCAACUUUAGCUUCGAAACAAUUCGAUUUUUCUCCAGAUGAAAAAAUUCAGAUUGAAAAAAGGAGGAACAUACAGAACUGUCAUCGACGGAAAGAGUAUUUCUUUGGUACCCGCUAUACCAAAGGAAUUGUCCUCAGAGACGUAUAUAAUAAUCUUAAAUCUUCUUCUAGUAGAAUAGUUUUUUCCAAAGAUUCUUUUCUCAGCGAAACAACAAACGAAUGUGAAAUAUUCGACUUGGAGAAAAAUCACCUUGGAAAUGUUUUGGACAAUAUGAAACUUACAUUGGAGGAUGUUCAACCAGCGAAAGAAGAACUUGUCACUAUCCCUAAUGUCACAUAUUACGAUAUUCUUGCAGGCGAAUCUGUUGCUUACACAGAAAAUCAUUACAAAAAUUAAUUCAUUGUACGAA